Botrytis deweyae is the source of this 795-nucleotide messenger RNA. RefSeq lists its product as uncharacterized. Bases 1 to 795 code for a protein of 264 amino acids. The transcript has a single exon. Lineage: Eukaryota; Fungi; Ascomycota; Leotiomycetes; Helotiales; Sclerotiniaceae. The record is from RefSeq and is a predicted model, not a curated record.
AUGGAAGUCGAUAAUGAGCCCAAAACCUCCUCACCAGUCCCCCAAUUGCAAACCUCAAAACUCAACUUUCUCGACCUCACUAUCGAGAUUCGUCUCAAAAUAUACGAGGAACUUCUCGUUGCUCCAGAACCAUUAUCUCUUAUUUUCACUUCAAGUCCAGGUGAUAAAGCACAAUUAAUAGCCGUGAGAGAAGAUGGUGAUUGUCUCACUCCCCAACUAUUACGAGUCAGCAAACAAAUACAUCACGAAGCGACUUCUAUCUUGUAUAGCAACAAUCAAUUUCACCUCUCACGUUUACAUGAAGAAUUCGGAGAUCGUCAGAUGCCAUCUAAUGAAGGCGUUGUUGAAUUUCUUACCCAGAUGGGAAAUUACAACGCAAGCUUGAUUCGGCAUCUGGGAAUCUGUUUUCCAUUAAGUAGGAACGAUUCCGACCCGGACCCGGUGAAGAAUCAAGCUCUGGACUUCAUUCACGAUAAGUGCACUAGUCUUACGACUGUGAGAAUCUUGCUGUGGAACAGUUUCAAUCUGGAUCGAAGUGAUAGGGGGGUGAAAUCGGAUGAGGCUGGUAGUAGCAUUCUCUUUGCAGAAGAUUUGAAGAGAAUAGAUGCGCUGUUGAAGAGAAGUUCUUCGCUGAAAGAGAUUACCCUCGACUUUUGUAUUUGGGAACCUUGCGAAAUAUUGGAAAUUGAUGAUAAGGUGAGACAAUUAAUACAUGAUUGUGGUUGGAAGGUUCAGGUUACGAGGGAGGAAGAGGAACAUGUCUGUGAGCUUGGUGCAUAUACUUUUUUUGACUAG